AUGGAUGAAGAUGGGGAUUCGCUUCCACGUUUCUUCAUCAAGGUUUUCCUCUCUGAAACGGCCUCUGAAUCCAUGGCGAUCCCAUUGUCCUUCAUGGAACUUCUUGAAGAUCCACUACCACAGACGGCAAAGCUCCAAGGCACCGGAGGAAGAACAUGGACUGUGAGCUUCACGAGAAUAAGAGAGCGUGCGUACUUCACAACCGGAUGGUCCAGAUUUGCAGAGGACCACGAGCUCGUGGACGGAGAGUUCAUGACGUUUGUCUACGACGGUUACCAUACAUUUGAAGUCAGCGUCUUCGCUCGUUCUGGUGUUAAAGUGACAAGAGCUGUAGCGAAAACGAUCAGCCUCUCAGACUCUGAUUCUGAGGCCUAUGAAGAAGAAGAAGAAGAAGAAGACACUUCAGUGGACGAAACCAGCGAGAGUAUUUACUCUGUAAGCAGUGAAGAGACAGAAACCGAAGCUGUUGUAGGGAGCUCAGCGAAUCCUUGCUUUUACACCAUUCUCAAGAACAGGCCAAAUGAUCUGCUAAUCCCAUCAAAAGAUGUGAGAGACCAUGGCCUUAGGUUUGGUCAGACAAUCAAGUUCAUUGAUAAAGAAGGGACCAUGGUUGGAGAAAGAGCUAAGUAUGGAGAUGAUAGGGUUUGCUUCAAAGCUUGGGACAGAGUUUGCAGAAGAAACAAGUUGAAAAAGCAAGACACCAUCAGAUGCGAGCUUCUCCAUACCAACAAACUCGUUCACUCCAUCAGAAUCCACAUCACACGUGGAGGUUGA
Messenger RNA from Microthlaspi erraticum, 774 nucleotides. The record is from the annotation of a GenBank genome assembly. Lineage: Eukaryota; Viridiplantae; Streptophyta; Magnoliopsida; Brassicales; Brassicaceae.